AUGCGACGGGAAGAUGUUUAUCGCUUCGAUGGGAAAAUUGCCUGGCAGUACCCGAGCCAGCUGGAAUCCCAUCGGCGGGUGCACACGGGAGAACGCCCUUUCGAUUGCUCGGAGUGCGGCAAAAGCUUCUCCCACUACGACAGCCUGCUACGGCACAACCGCGUGCACACGGGCGAGAGGCCCUUCGACUGCUCCACCUGCGGCAAAUGCUUCUCGCACUACGCCAACCUGCUGCGGCACAACCGCAUGCACUCCGGCGAGAAGCCCUUCACUUGCUCCGACUGCAGCAAGGGCUUCACAACGAUGCAUGAACUGAAGAUCCACCAGGGGGUGCACACGGGAGAACGUCCUUUUGACUGCUCGGAGUGCGGCAAGAACUUCAUCCGCUAUGACAGACUGUUACGGCAUUACCAAGUGCACUCCGACACGAGGCCCUUCACCUGCUCUGACUGCGGCAAGGGCUUCACAACGACGCAAGAGCUAAAAAUCCACCGGCGGGUGCACACGGGGGAACGUCCUUUCGAUUGCACAGAGUGCGGCAAGAGCUUCAAGACGACAAAUCACCUGAAGAUGCACCAGCGGGUGCACACGGGCGAGAAGCCCUAUGGCUGCUCCACCUGCGGCAAGAGCUUUGCCCAGUUGUCGGGGCUACGGCAGCACCAGCGGGUGCACAACAGUGAACGGCCCUUCACCUGCUCCGACUGCGGCAAAAGCUUCAAGUCGUCGACGGUCCUGAAGGUGCACAGGCGCGUGCACACCGGGGAGUGGCCCUACACCUGCAGCGACUGCGGCAAGGGCUUCACCAGGCCCUACAGCCUGCUGGAGCACCAGCGCACCCACACGGGCGAGCGCCCGUUCAUCUGCGCCCAAUGCGGCAAGGGCUUCACCCGCUCCAGCAACUUGCUGUCCCAUCAGCGGAUGCACGUCGGUGACCGUCCCUUCCCCAGCCCAAUGUGUGGAGAACGCUUUGCCAUGGCCUCCCAGGCCCUGUCUCACCUCAACGUGCACAUCAGUGGCCAGCCCUACGACUGCCCGUACUGCGGUGAUGUGUUUGACAGCUCGCGGGGGUUGCGGCAGCACCGGCGGGCCCACACCAACGAGCGGCUGCUCACUCUGCAGCAAGCGUUUCAAAAGCGCACGGGGACUGCGGGAACACCAGCGGAUACACACCGGAAAGAGACCCUUUGUGUGCGCUGAGUGUGGCAAGGGUUUCACCCAUAUGUCCAGCAUGUGGCAGCACCGGUGUACCCACAGCGGUUGGUGUCCCUUCCCCUGCCCGUCCUUUGGAAAGGCGUUGACCACCUGCUGGAGCACUGGUGAGUCCACACCUGUCAGCACCCCUUCACCUGCCGGCUCUGUGCCAAGGUCUUUGCCCGCUCCUCCAGCCCGCUGGCACACCGCGACAUGGAUAGGCGCUGUUUCGGUAGACACAAAAUGUUGGAAGAAAUGGGUAACGUUUCGGGGCGAGACCCUCUUCGGUCUCGACCCGAAACAUCACACAUUCUUUCUCUCCUGAGAUGCUGCCUGUCCCGCUGAGUUGCU
This is a messenger RNA of Amblyraja radiata (thorny skate), 1542 nucleotides long. Its product is annotated as zinc finger protein 664-like. Gene Ontology annotation, cellular component: nucleus. The transcript is spliced from 2 exons. Gene Ontology annotation, biological process: regulation of transcription by RNA polymerase II; embryo development. NCBI's taxonomy places the organism in Eukaryota, Metazoa, Chordata, Chondrichthyes, Rajiformes, Rajidae. The coding region runs from base 1 to 1197 and encodes 398 amino acids. The record is from RefSeq and is a predicted model, not a curated record. Gene Ontology annotation, molecular function: DNA-binding transcription factor activity, RNA polymerase II-specific; RNA polymerase II transcription regulatory region sequence-specific DNA binding.